AUGCCUUCGCUUUACCGGGCUUGCCUCGCCGUGCCCGCCUUCUUGGCUCUUGCUCACGCACAAGCUGUCAUCGUUUCUGCAAAGGGUGACAAGGGAACGAGUCUGCCGCUUCAGGUCGACACUACCAAGUCCGACGCCAAUGUAAUAAAUACACAAGAGAUUACCGACAAUGUGGUCAACGAGUGCGGGAGGACCUUGCUCGCGGGUAACAUUGACAUUGGAGAGCAGACAGAGAUCCAGCUCUCCAACAAGACCGUGACUCAGGUUACCAAAGGCAGCAAAGUGGCAGUCACAAUCAACCAACUGACCGCCGAUGGUGCCGGUCCAUUUACAUGCGACAUGGAUCAGGCCAGCAAUAUCCAAGGUGCUACGGGUCAGACUCCUCUGGAUGUCACCGAGAAGGAUGCCGGAAACGGAGUCACACAGCUGACUGUGACCAUGCCACAAGACAUGACAUGCAUCGGUGCUUCGACCGGCAAUGUAUGCACAGUCAGAUGCUUCAACGCAGCAAAGGCUGGUCCGUUCGGCGGCUGCUUCGCAGUACAACAGACAGACGUUACUCCAAACCAGAACACGCCGCAGAACAUUGCUACGGCCCAGACACUCCAGGGAAUCACGGCCCAGGUCCUCCAGAACCAAAAGGACCUCGGAGUCGCCGUCAAGGCCAACGCAGACGCACCAACACAGGCUGACCAGGGCGUUCUCGCCGUGGAUGAACUCCUGAACACCGACUCGAAGGCUCAGGCCACCGCAGGCGCUGCUAAUGCGACAGGCAGAAAUGGCCAGAACAAGAAUGCAAGAGCCUUUGCUGCUUAA
This is a messenger RNA of Neoarthrinium moseri, 816 nucleotides long. RefSeq lists its product as uncharacterized. The transcript has 4 exons. The record is from RefSeq and is a predicted model, not a curated record. The coding region runs from base 1 to 816 and encodes 271 amino acids. Lineage: Eukaryota; Fungi; Ascomycota; Sordariomycetes; Amphisphaeriales; Apiosporaceae.